GUUUUGACAACCCCUGUCUCCUACUCUAUUUCCCCUCCACACAGCCUCUUGUUUCCCACAAUGCUUAGCGAACAUCACCACCAAGAUGGCUGACGCUAUGGAGGAAUAUGAGAAAGAAGCUGGCUGCGUUCCUAUUCUCCAUCCCGAGGAAAUCAAACCCCAGAGUCAUUACAACCACGGCUACAGUGAGAACGUCAGCCGUAAAAAUCAUGUGGAUGACUACAGCACCUGGGACAUCGUCAAAGCCACACAGUAUGGAAUCUUCGAGCGCUGCAGGGAGUUAGUGGAGGCGGGCUUUGAUGUUCGGCAGCCAGACAAAGAAAAUGUAACGCUCCUCCACUGGGCUGCCAUCAACAACAGGAUAGACUUGGUCAAGUACUACAUAUCGAAGGGAGCCAUAGUUGACCAGCUGGGAGGUGACCUCAACUCCACACCUCUACACUGGGCCACAAGACAAGGCCAUCUAUCCAUGGUGGUGCAGCUCAUGAAAUAUGGCGCAGACCCAUCUUUGAUUGACGGCGAGGGCUGCAGCUGUGUCCAUCUGGCCACCCAGUUCGGCCACACCUCCAUCGUGGCCUACCUUAUCGCCAAAGGACAGGAUGUGGACAUGAUGGAUCAAAACGGCAUGACUCCUCUGAUGUGGGCGGCUUACAGGACACACAGUGUGGAUCCUACCCGGCUGCUACUGACGUUCAACGUGUCUGUCAAUCUUGGCGACAAAUAUCACAAGAACACAGCGCUGCACUGGGCCGUGCUGGCCGGCAACACCACUGUCAUCAGCCUGCUGCUGGACGCCAAUGCUAACGUUGAUGCACAGAACAUCAAGGGCGAAACACCGCUAGAUCUUGCUAAGCAAAGGAAGAAUGUUUGGAUGAUCAAUCACUUACAGGAAGCACGGCAGGCCAGAGGCUAUGACAGCCCAUCCUACCUGAAGAGAUUGAAGAUGGACAAGGAGUUCAGGCAGAAGGUGAUGCUGGGAACACCCUUCGUGGUCAUCUGGCUAGUUGGUUUCAUCGCUGACCUGAAUAUUGACUCCUGGCUCAUCAAGGGCAUGAUGUAUGCUGGUGUCUGGGUUGCUGUGCAGUUCCUCUCCAAGGCUUUCUUUGACCACUCCAUGCACAGCGCUCUCCCUCUGGGAAUCUACCUGGCCACCAAGUUCUGGAUGUACACCACCUGGUUCUACUGGUUCUGGAAUGAUCUGCCAUUUGCCACUGUCCAUGUGCCCUUCCUGAUAAACACCCUGGCUCUAUUCUACAACUUUGGAAAAUCUUGGAAGUCUGACCCGGGAAUCAUCAAAGCAUCAGAGGAACAGAAGAAAAAGACAAUUGUGGAGCUUGCAGAGACUGGCAGCCUGGACCUAAGCAUAUUCUGCAGCACCUGCUUGAUACGGAAGCCCAUCAGGUCCAAACACUGCGCUGUGUGCAACCGCUGUAUCGCCAAGUUCGACCAUCACUGUCCCUGGGUGGGGAACUGUGUCGGAAGUGGGAAUCACCGCUACUUCAUGGGUUAUCUCUUCUUCCUGCUCUGCAUGAUCUGCUGGAUGAUAUAUGGCUGCAUCUCCUACUGGAGGAUUCACUGUGCCACUAGUUAUGCCAAGGAUGGUUUCUGGCUCUAUCUGACCCAGAUCGCCUCCUGUUCCCCCUGGAUGUUUUGGAUGUUCCUCAACAGCAUCUUCCACUUCAUGUGGGUGGCUGUGCUCAUCAUGUGUCAGCUUUACCAGAUCGCCGCUCUGGGAAUCACCACCAAUGAGAGGAUGAACGCUCGGAGAUACAAGCACUUUAAAGUCACAGCCACAUCCAUCGAAAGCCCAUUCAACCAUGGCUGCAUCCGAAACCUCAUAGAUUUCUUUGAGAUCCGCUGCUGCGGUCUGAUCCGGCCUGUAACGAUGGACUGGACCACGCAGUACACAAUAGAAUACGACCAGACAUCUGGCUCGGGCUACCAGCUUGUGUAAAGGAGGAAGAGGAGGAGGGUGGAAGAAAGAUUUUGAACGAUUACCCUCCUUGUCACCCGGCAUUUAUAUCAGAGUGAUGCUGUUCUUGGGAGCACUUGCUUUUUUGGACCAUCUUUCCCUCACCGAUCAAAAGACUUUGGGGAAAAAAAAUAAUAAAUCAACCAGGACUAGCAUGCUGACACCACACCUGCACCCCACCACCUUUACUACUACUACUAUUCUACAACAUCAGACUGCAGUCUAACCCCUCCACCUCGUCUCUUCUCCUGAGCCCAUUGGACGCUGCGUUGCUGCCAGGCAUGAGCGGAGAGGACAGAGGCUGAUGAGGAUUUACAAAAUAAAAGCUCUUCUGUUUGUACCAGAGAUGUGACGCUGCACAGAUAGUAGUGUCAUGAAGUUCAUUUUCCUUCCCACUUGAUGUCCUUAUUUAUGGUGUCCCUGUUCAUGUGCCCUGAAUGUUUUUUUGUUUUUUUUUUGAUUGGUUCAGGAACUCUGCUGUUUCUGUGAUAAUUAACUGUGGAGGCCAUGGAAGUUGAAGGAAGGCUGUUUCUGAAAAUCAUGAAUUUGUUUGAGUAUGAUAGAGACAAGGGAAUGUCUUUUUAAGGUUUUGAUUUUUGCAUCAUGAAUUUUGUGUCAUGCUGAUGAGGAUUUGCCAGCAUCGUCAUACUUAUCAGAGGAAAGUGUUUAGUUACAGGUGGAGCCACUGGAGGAGUCCCACUUCUCACCUGCUGAAAUAAAGCUGCAUCCACUGAAGACAAAAAAAAAAACCCGACAGCAGUUGUCCAUGCAGGAUUAAGUGCAUGAACUGGGACUCCUCCACCUGCAAACCACUGUAAACGUGACGGUAAAUAUCGUAGAGACAAUGUGACACAGCUAUAUUUAUUUUAAAGCUAUUUAUAGAUGAACUGUUCUAGCACCACCAUUUUUACAUUUCACAUCAUUUUAGCCAAGUAGUUUUUUUAUGACAAAUUAUUAAAGAAGUAGCUGUUGAACACAGAAGCCCAGAAACCUUGCCAUAAAACUGUAUAGACAGGUGCAGUGAGUGUAUUUAUUAACAGCAGAGUGGAAUCUAAGAAAAAGAGAAUGCUGCAGAAGGAUAGACAAAUUUACAAGAAAGGUUCAUUCCAUGUUUUCAAGAAGAUGUAAAGUCUCGUAUUUUUAAUCUGCCUAUAACAUUGCACUGAUCUUUUUUCUCUUUUUUUGGUAAGUUAUUUUUGUUUUGGCUGUUACUGAACCAAAGGGCCCAGCAGCAUUGCGUCACACCGACGCUUCCAUUGUUCACAAAGAGGAAGAGGAGGGGCCCAUCAGACAUGAGUGCCUCCCAUAACUUCCUGCUUGGACCCCAGCUGUUGGCUCUGCAGCAGUAGCAGGACAUACUGAUAUGUAAAUAAAUGUGCACCUGUACAUAAA
Molecule: messenger RNA, 3364 nt
Organism: Monopterus albus (swamp eel)
Lineage: Eukaryota; Metazoa; Chordata; Actinopteri; Synbranchiformes; Synbranchidae
Gene: zdhhc17
Product: zDHHC palmitoyltransferase 17
Exons: 17
Coding region: 86-1954 (622 amino acids)
Molecular function (GO): protein binding; palmitoyltransferase activity
Source: RefSeq, a predicted model, not a curated record